CAACACUAACCAACUCUUCUAUUAAUCCUAACACAUUCAAUCAACUUCUAUUUUCUAUCUCCUCAAACACAUCAAAUUUAAACAUACAGCAUAUAUAUAGCUCCAAAAAUCUUAAAAAAGUCAACCCAAUUACAAAAAAUGGAUCAACAUGAAGAAAUCGAUGUGCCACCAUUUUUCUUGUGCCCAAUAUCCUUAGAUAUCAUGAAGGAUCCGGUAACUAUAUCUACUGGAAUAACUUAUGAUCGUGAAAACAUAGAAAAAUGGGUUUUCACCAACAACAACACUACUUGCCCAACAACCAAACAAGCCCUUAUUUUUGACACCGUCGACAGUUUUCUCACACCUAACCACACUCUUAGACGACUCAUUCAAUCAUGGUGCACUCUCAACGCUUCCUACGGCAUUGAACGCUUCCCUACGCCGAAACCGCCUGCGACAAAAGCACAGAUUCUAAAGCUCAUUGAUGAAGCCUCCAACUCGUCCCCUCUUCGCCUCGUCAAAUGCCUUGACAAGAUAAAGUCUAUCGCCUUCCAAAGCAGCGCUAACAAGCGUUGCUUAGAGACUACCCCCGGAGUUGCCGAGUUCUUGGCUCGUCUCGUUACUGUAGGCGAAAGUAAUGUAAGCGAUGAAGCGUUGCGAAUUGUCGCUCAUCUUCAGAUAUCCAAUGAGAUGAUAUUGAAGAAGCUGCUGAAGGAGAAGGAAAGCGCCUUGGUUGAUUCUUUGGUAAGAAUCAUGCAAAAGAGUAGUUACGAAUCACGGGCGUAUGCUAUAGAAUUGAUGAAAAAAUUGGUACAAGUAGCCGAGCCAACGCAAGCUGUUACUCUAAAACGCGAGCAUUUUGUAGAAGUAGUCCAACUAAUUAACGACAAUGUCUCUCCGAAGGCUACUAGGGCCGCACUUAAACUGCUCGCCCUAGCGUGCCCCUGGGGGAGGAACAAGGUCAGAAUUGUCGAAGCUGGGGCUGUACCAAUGAUGGUCAACCUCUUGCUCGAGUCUAAUGAUAAGAGGAUGUGCGAGAUGGUGCUUGCUGUGUUGGACCACCUAUGUGGUUGUGCUGAGGGGAGGGCCGAGCUGCUAGGCCAUGGCGCGGGCUUGGCUGUGGUUUCGAAGAAGAUCCUACGAGUGUCUCACUUUGCCUCGGAGAGGGGCAUAAGGAUUUUGUUCGCUAUCUCAAAGUAUUCGGGGAGCCCUAGUGUUGUGCAGGAGAUGCUACAGCUUGGGGUGGUAAUUAAGUUGUGCUUGGUUUUGCAAGUGGAUUGUGAGGCUAAGACUAAGGAAAGGGCUAGAGAGAUUUUGAAGUUGCAUGCUAGAGCUUGGAAGAACUCUCCUUGUGCUCCUGCUCAUGUCUUUGGUUCUUUUUAGUUAGAUCAAGUAGUGUUCCAUUAGAGUAUAGAGAAUUCUUUAAUUUAGUAAAGUGUACAUAAAAGUUAGCAUUCAACAUUGAGACAAUUUGUUCUUAAGACAAUGGACAGCGGAUCCCAGGCCACUCUAAGCUACAUUUGAAUUUUAUUUGGUAAAUUAGUAUACGUAUCUAUUGAAUUCUUCAAGAACUUUUAAUUAACAAUUAGCUAGAAUUCUUUCUCUCACAUUCUUUGUAUUUGUACAAAUUAUUUUCCUCCAGGAAAUCUCAUUGUUUAGUAUUGGGUCAAAUUAUCAUA
This is a messenger RNA of Beta vulgaris subsp. vulgaris (sugar beet), 1658 nucleotides long. Its product is annotated as E3 ubiquitin-protein ligase PUB23. Gene Ontology annotation, molecular function: ubiquitin protein ligase activity; protein binding. The transcript has a single exon. The coding region runs from base 139 to 1362 and encodes 407 amino acids. Lineage: Eukaryota; Viridiplantae; Streptophyta; Magnoliopsida; Caryophyllales; Amaranthaceae. The record is from RefSeq and is a predicted model, not a curated record. Gene Ontology annotation, biological process: protein ubiquitination.